This is a messenger RNA of Tyto alba (common barn owl), 748 nucleotides long. RefSeq names its product iron-sulfur cluster assembly 1 (gene ISCA1). Gene Ontology annotation, molecular function: 2 iron, 2 sulfur cluster binding. Bases 72 to 461 code for a protein of 129 amino acids. The transcript has 4 exons. Lineage: Eukaryota; Metazoa; Chordata; Aves; Strigiformes; Tytonidae. The record is from RefSeq and is a predicted model, not a curated record. Gene Ontology annotation, cellular component: cytoplasm; mitochondrion. Gene Ontology annotation, biological process: iron-sulfur cluster assembly.
AGGGGCGGUCGCCGCCACGGCGCCGUGGCGUCACGGCGCGAGCGCGCCGGUGCCGGUGGCAGAGGGCGGCGAUGGCCUCGUCGGUGGUGCGGGCCACGGUGCGCGCCGUCAGCAAGCGGAAGAUCCAGGCGACUCGCGCCGCCCUCACCCUGACCCCAUCAGCUGUUCAGAAGAUAAAACAGCUUCUUAAAGAUAAACCGGAGCAUGUAGGUGUGAAAGUAGGUGUACGUACAAGAGGAUGCAAUGGACUUUCAUACACGUUAGAAUAUACAAAAUCGAAAGGGGACUCUGAUGAAGAAGUGGUUCAAGAUGGGGUUAGAGUGUUUAUUGAGAAGAAGGCACAGCUGACGCUUCUAGGAACUGAAAUGGACUAUGUAGAAGACAAACUGUCCAGUGAAUUUGUCUUCAAUAAUCCAAACAUCAAAGGAACAUGUGGCUGUGGAGAAAGCUUUAACAUCUGAAAUCUCAGGACUACUACUUUUAUUUUUGAGCACCCCAAAACACUUACAGCUUUCGGAAGCAAACACAUUUUCUUCAGGUUCAUAGGCAUUGUAAAAUGUCGAUACUGUUAAGAAAAACAAAUCAUUCUGAAAACAUAAAUUUUGUGUUAAAUUCCACCACUGAUGUAGUUAUGCUGUAAUUUGUGAUGAGUUGGAAUCCAAAAGGUAAGAACAGUAAGUGCUGUAAUAACAUCUCUGUACUUUCACAUGCCAAUGAAAUAAAAUCUCACUGUUCUUUUCCUUUGUCA